Molecule: messenger RNA, 2578 nt
Organism: Ricinus communis (castor bean)
Lineage: Eukaryota; Viridiplantae; Streptophyta; Magnoliopsida; Malpighiales; Euphorbiaceae
Product: cysteine-rich receptor-like protein kinase 3
Exons: 7
Coding region: 310-2259 (649 amino acids)
Biological process (GO): protein phosphorylation
Molecular function (GO): ATP binding; protein kinase activity
Source: RefSeq, a predicted model, not a curated record
GCUAACGCAACUAUUGUUUCUUCUCUCUUACAGAUCCAAUAUCUAAUACCCUAUUCGGUCCCACCCACGUAUGUAAAUGGAAACAUCUUAAACUUCAACAUGUCUUUUCUCCAUAUUUCGUGCUUCUUUUCUCUUUCUUUUGUGUUUUCUUGGUAUGCAAACGAAGCCCCCUUAAUUCCUUUCACUGCAUAAACCGCGUCACAGUCAACCCUUUUAAAUGAUCGAUCAUAUCCAGUAUCCACAAUCUUGCAAUUUGCAACACCAUUUUGUCUUUUGUUCUGUUUGGUUUCAAGAAAACAGAGAGAAAAAAUGCAUCCUUUUUCUGGUUUUGUGACCUUUCUUGUUUCUUGUUUAUGUUUCUUGGUAAAAUUUUCUGUUUCUGAUCCAAGAGCUACCCAGGCAGCUUUAAUAUGCACAAACAGGACAGCCAUAACGCAAGAAAGACAAACUUUUAUAACAAAUUUCUUAGCUACACUGGAUGCAGUAACUCCAUUGGUUGCUAGACAACAGUAUGGAGCUGUAAUUAAUGGUACAGGUAACACCACUGUGUACACUUAUGGUGAGUGUAUGAAAGAUCUUGAUCAAACAGAUUGCAAUCUUUGUUUUGCUCAAUGCAAGACUCAGAUUUUAAGAUGUCUUCCUUUCCAAUUAGCUACUCGUGGAGGCAGACUUUUCUAUGAUGGAUGUUAUUUAAGGUAUGAUGAUUAUUAUUUUUUUAAUGAAUCAUUGGAUUCACAGGAUAGGACUGUAUGUGCUAGUGAAGAUUUUAAUGGUGGGAAUAAGACUCUUUAUAGUGAUAAUGCAAUGGAAUUGAUGAGGAAUUUGAGUGUUCUAACUCCAAAGAAUGAUGGGUUCUUUGUUGGGUCAGUGAAUAAAGGGAAUAUUUCUGUUUAUGGAUUGGCUCAGUGUUGGGAAUUGGUGAAUACAAGUGCUUGUGAAACUUGUCUAGCAGAUGCUGUAUCAAAAAUUACUAAUUGUACUCCAAAGGAAGAAGGAAGGGUUUUGAAUUCUGGUUGUUACUUGAGAUACUCUACUCAGAAAUUCUACAAUAAUUCUGGACCUGCAAAUGCAGAUAAUGGAGGAAGCAGCCACUUGGCAGUUAUUCUGGCUGCGGCAUCUUCCUCUGUGGCUGUUGUAUUGCUUGUUGCAACAGCUGUGUUCUUUAUGAAGAAGAGAGUUGCAGAAAAGAGGAGACAAAGAAAGGAACUUGGUGCUUUAUUAAUCGCUGUGAAUAAUUCCAAGCUCAAUUUCACAUAUGAAUCUCUUGAAAAGGCGACAAAUUACUUUCACCUUUCCAAUAAACUGGGUCAAGGAGGAUCUGGUUCAGUUUACAAGGGAAUAUUGCCAGAUGGGAAAGCUGUUGCUAUAAAGAGACUUUUGUUUAAUACAAGACAAUGGGUAGAUCAUUUUUUUAAUGAAGUCAACUUGAUUAGUAACAUACAACACAAGAAUCUUGUGAAGUUGCUAGGAUGCAGCAUCACAGGACCAGAAAGCCUUCUUGUUUAUGAAUAUGUACCAAAUCAAAGCCUUCAUGAUUAUCUUUUUGUUGCAAAGAAUGUUCAGCCACUAACAUGGGAGAUGAGGUAUAAGAUCAUAUUAGGCACAGCUGAGGGCUUGGCCUAUCUUCAUGAGGAAACUGAGUUAAGAAUAAUUCACAGAGACGUUAAAUUAAGCAAUGUUCUACUCGAUGAGGACUUUUUGCCAAAGAUUGCUGAUUUCGGACUUGCAAGACUAUUUCCUGAAGAUAAGACUCACAUCAGCACUGCCAUUGCUGGCACAUUAGGUUACAUGGCUCCAGAAUAUAUUGUUCGUGGCAAACUGACAGAGAAGGCAGAUGUUUACAGUUUUGGAGUUCUUCUGAUCGAAGUUGUUAGUGGAAAGAGGAACAAUUCCUUUGUUCAAGAUUCAGGUUCUAUCCUGCAAAUGGUAUGGAACCUGUAUGGAACUGGUAGGCUGUGGGAAGCUGUUGAUCCAGUCUUAGCUGGUAAUUUUCAAGAAGAGGAAGCAUCUCGCCUGCUUCAAGUAGGCCUGCUUUGUGUGCAAGCUUCUGCUGAACUGCGUCCGGCAAUGUCAGUUGCUGUCAAAAUGCUUUCUGGAAUUCAUGAACUUUCUCAGCCAACACAACCGCCAUUUCUCAAUCCUAGUACUAGUUCAGAAAUCAGCCCGUUUAUGCGACCGGCUACUUCCAGUUCACAGCCUGAUUCUCGCACCCAGUCUUCAGGAAAUAGCAUGACACAGAGCUGGAUUGAACCUAGAUAAACUCAUUGCACUGACUUGGGCUACUUUCACUUGCUAGAAUCUUGUUUCUAGCUUGAGACUUGUUGAGAUGAAGAGCCUUUCUAUCACUUGAGAGACUGGAUUACGCAAUGAGCUAUUUCAGAUUUUGAUCGACUGGAUUAGCUGUUUAUAAUGACCCUUUCCCUUUGUUGAUACUACAAUGAUACAAAAGAGCAUAACAAUUUCAUCUGCUGCUGAUAUAUAGUCUUGAUUCUUGUAAUAUAACAGAACAGAGCUCAUGUUUCUUGUAACCUGAAUGUAAAUAUGCUUCAUAUUGUUUACAGAAUGUAGUUAUAUCCAA